Messenger RNA from Cyprinodon variegatus (sheepshead minnow), 1538 nucleotides. It is a transcript of the gene cunh18orf54, whose product is annotated as chromosome unknown open reading frame, human C18orf54. The transcript is spliced from 10 exons. Bases 355 to 1446 code for a protein of 363 amino acids. The record is from RefSeq and is a predicted model, not a curated record. NCBI's taxonomy places the organism in Eukaryota, Metazoa, Chordata, Actinopteri, Cyprinodontiformes, Cyprinodontidae.
GACUUUCUGCUCCUACAGACCAGAGGAUUCAGCCCCACAGCAUGAUAGCGCCCCCUCCGUGCCUGAUGGUUGGUGCAGGGCCUGGAUUGGACGUGUGCUGCCUGCUCGGGGUUUCUCCACCAUACUGACGUGGUUUAAGGUAUAAAAUCAGCGUCAAACGUUUGGUGGCCUCGUGGCGACCUGCCAUUAUCUGACCAUCUGAUCAGUUUAGCCGCGUUUAGGAGGCUGCUCACAUGACGCCAUCAGGCAGCUGGUCCCAGACUCACAGGCUUCCAGACGUCUGCUGGCUAGAAAAUCUACUCUAGAAGUUUGAGGAUGUUCUGGAUCAUGGAGGAUCCGUCUUUCUGCUGAAGGAUGGAGUCACCUGAGGAGGACUGCGUGUCCCCAGAGUCCACCGUGACGUCCCUGCUGUCCAGCUCUGGGCGCCUGAGGAGCAGCCUGCAGCCGCCUGAGCUCAGCAGAACCUUCCAAUAUGGAGAUCAGAUCUACGAUUCCGCCUCUGCGGCGCUGGAAGCCUACAUCGCAGAUUUUGAUCGCAGCUGCCAAAGGUGCCGGACGGUAACUGGACCGCUGGUUCUGGCCACGCCGAGGAAACCCAGAGCGGUCCGGCCCAGAAACAGGGACGUCCUCAGGGAGCGUCUGACGGAACGGGAGCUGGACUUCCUGAACCUCCCCGUCAGCUCGCCCCGUCAUCGCCAGAACCGAGACCGGGUCUCCAUGACGACAGACGAGCUGCUGGCCAUCCCGUUCGACGGCUCCAUGCCCAUCACCCACACCUCUGCCUUCAUGCAAGGUCUGCUGUCCCGCUCAGGAACGUCCCAAAUGUUCCACCCCUCCACCCAAGCUCAGCUCAGCAGCAGCCGUGUCGCCCCGAAGCCCCUGGACCGGACUCUGGACCAGAACUGUCCUCCUGCCGGUAGCUCCAGGCACAGAGGAGAACCGGAGUCGGACCCGUCGGUGGACAGAGGUUCUUCUCCUCUGACAGCUGCAGAUCUCCACCUCCCCCACUGGUUGACCAGCAACAAGGCCCACAUGGACGGUUCUGAGAUCAGCAGCCUGCCGGACCUGCAGUACCCGGCCUGGGUGCGGCACUGCAGCGUCGACGACCCGGAGCUGCGGGACCAGCCAGAUGUUCCAGGAGGUGAAGAUCCAGGCUGGACGGAGGCUGAGGAACCACAGGCUGGACCCAGACAGGUCGGAGGUGAGGAGACGCUCCGGGCUCUGAGGCUCCAGCUGGCCCAGCAGAUUUCUGCCAUGGCUGCAGGAGGGACGGGUUCUGACGAGCCGGCGGCUUGGUUCAGAGGUAGAACCGGGUCGCUGGCUCUGCUGCCCGGUAACAGGAUGGAGGCGCUGAUCCAAAAGGCCGAUCAGGUGCUGGACUCGCUGAGUUCUGGAGGAGCAGAACGUUCUGCAAGUCAAGGUGAGCCUUUCCCUCAGUCACAUUAGAACGGAUCAGAACCGGGUUGAAAAAAACCAAGAACUUGUUGAGUUUCUGGGUUUAUGUCUGGCCCGGUUCUGACCCGGCGGGCCGUCAGAGC